Messenger RNA from Acanthopagrus latus (yellowfin seabream), 4197 nucleotides. RefSeq names its product Cbl proto-oncogene, E3 ubiquitin protein ligase (gene cbl). Gene Ontology annotation, molecular function: ubiquitin protein ligase activity; receptor tyrosine kinase binding; phosphotyrosine residue binding. The transcript is spliced from 16 exons. Bases 1 to 2883 code for a protein of 960 amino acids. Gene Ontology annotation, cellular component: membrane raft; plasma membrane. NCBI's taxonomy places the organism in Eukaryota, Metazoa, Chordata, Actinopteri, Spariformes, Sparidae. The record is from RefSeq and is a predicted model, not a curated record. Gene Ontology annotation, biological process: negative regulation of epidermal growth factor-activated receptor activity; cell surface receptor signaling pathway.
AUGGCAGGGAACCUGAAGAAAGGCGGGGGGCUCAUCGGAAUGAUGAAGGAUGCCUUCCAGCCACACCAUCACCACCUCCACUCCCAUCACCAGCCCGGGGCCGUGGACAAAAAGACGGUGGAGAAAUGCUGGAAACUGAUGGACAAGGUGGUGCGCCUGUGCCAAAACCCCAAAUUGGCUCUGAAGAACAGCCCCCCUUACAUCCUGGACCUGCUGCCAGACACCUACCAGCACCUGCGCACCAUCUUGUCUCGCUACGAGGGCAAAAUGGAGACUCUGGGGGACAAUGAGUACUUCCGGGUCUUCAUGGAGAACCUAACCAAGAAGACCAAGCAGACCAUCAGCUUGUUCAAGGAGGGCAAGGAACGUAUGUACGAGGAGAACUCGCAACCCAGGCGGAACCUCACAAAGCUGUCGUUGAUCUUCAGCCACAUGCUGGCUGAGCUGAAGGCCAUCUUCCCCAACGGUCUGUUUCAGGGUGACAACUUCCGCAUCACAAAGGCAGAUGCUGCAGAGUUCUGGAGGCGUGCCUUCGGGGACAAGACCAUUGUGCCUUGGAAGGUGUUCCGUCAGUCGCUCCACGAGUUUCACCCCAUCAGCUCCGGUCUAGAAGCCAUGGCCCUUAAAUCCACCAUAGACCUCACCUGCAACGACUACAUCUCCGUCUUUGAGUUUGACAUCUUCACCAGGCUAUUCCAGCCUUGGUCGUCCCUACUGAGGAACUGGAACAGCUUGGCGGUUACUCACCCAGGGUACAUGGCCUUCCUCACCUAUGAUGAGGUCAAAGCACGGCUGCAGAAGUUCAUCCACAAGCCUGGCAGUUACAUCUUCCGACUGAGCUGCACGCGGCUGGGCCAGUGGGCGAUCGGCUAUGUGACAGCAGAUGGAAACAUACUCCAGACCAUUCCUCACAACAAACCCCUCUUUCAGGCCCUCAUCGAUGGCUUCAGGGAAGGGUUCUAUUUAUUCCCUGAUGGUCGGACCCAAAACCCAGACCUGACAGGACUGUGUGAGCCUUCGCCUCAAGACCACAUCAAAGUCACACAGGAGCAGUAUGAGCUGUACUGUGAGAUGGGCUCCACUUUCCAGCUGUGUAAGAUCUGUGCUGAGAAUGACAAGGAUGUGAAGAUUGAGCCCUGCGGUCAUCUCAUGUGCACCUCCUGUCUCACUGCAUGGCAGGAGUCAGAGGGUCAGGGGACGGGAUGCCCCUUCUGUCGCUGUGAGAUUAAGGGUACUGAGCCCAUCGUCGUGGAUCCCUUUGACCCAAAAGAUCCCAAGGAUAACAGCGGGGGCUCCUGCAGGGGCACAUAUGGAGCUGAGGGGGCCCCAUCACCCAGCUAUGAUGACGAUGAUGAUGACAGACUUGAAGACCCCCACCUCAUGAUGAGCAAACUUGCCUGUGCAAAGGUGGAGCGCCCCCCAUCACCCAUGUCCAUGCCUCCUCAGUCCUCUCUCCCCCCUGUGCCACCUAGACUUGACCUGCUAACACACAGACCUCCCAACCCCCCUGGCGCGUCCAGUCCCGGGGUCACCACGAAGGCAGCAUCUCAGCACAAAGACAAGCCUCUCCCCCUCCCCCCAGCACUGAGGGAUCUCCCCCCUCCUCCUCCACCAGACCGCCCCCACACAGCCGGGUCAGCUCCCGAUGGACGGCUGCAGAGGCGGCCGCUACCCUGCACUCCCGGGGAACCCACUCGAGAUAAGCACCCACCUCCGCCCCCGAACCGGCCCCUGGCUGACUGGAACUCCCGGCCCGUCCCCAAGGCCCCCACCUCCUCGUCCUCCUCGUCCUCCUCCUCAUCUUCCUCGUCCACGCAAGUCUCCAGUUUGGGAGUGGACCUCCGAGCAGGUGUCAGGGAGCUCUCCAACAGGCACUCCCUCCCCUUGGCGCUGCCCUCAGCUCUGGACACACGCUCAGACUCACAGAAGAACAACAGCUCCCUCAGUCUGGACCACCAGCUGAAUUUUACAGCAGUAGUUGGUCAAGAUUAUGACAACCCCAAAGUCAAACCCUCAUCCUCAGCCAACGCCAUCUACUCGCUGGCAGUAAGACCUUCUCCAGCUCCGAGGCCGGUGACAGGAGAGGAGUCGCGUGACAGCGAGGAGGAGUCGGAGUACAUGAUCCCCUCCUCUCGCCCUGUCCUGCCCCCCAUCACGGCACCACUUGUAGUGGAGUCCCAACCAGUUCUAAGGCAUCCUCAGCCACAGCCUCUAUUGUCACUCCAGACUCAGAGCCAAGCCUCAGCACACAACUCACGACUUACGCUAGAGUUAGAGGAUGGACCGCUAAUGUAUGAAGCCAUGUACAACAUCCAGUCCAGGUCACAACAAGCCAGAGAUUCAGACUACUCAGAGUUGCCCCCGCUGGCGAUAAGCAAUGGUCCCAGAGACCACGCAGCCGAGGACAGGGAAGAGGAGGAAAACGGCUAUGACUUCCCCAAACCUCGACUGCCGAUGCCUCCCGCCCGAAGGACCCUUUCAGAACUGGGAGGGUCGACUUCCUCCUCAUCAUCUUCUUCAUCGUGCUCAUCCUCCACAGCUGCUUUCAGCCGACUUUCUCUAGAUGCAGAUGCUGGAGCUGCAGCGGCCUUCUCAGAGCUAGUGGAAGCACCAGAGAGACCUCCAAAGCCCCUGCCCAGAAGAAUCAACUCCGAGCGUCGCCACAGCCCCGUCCCGCCCGUCCCUGCUCCACCCAGCAGCACGGCGUCAGGAGGAGAAGCCAACCCUCAAAUCAGUAGCGAGAUCGAGCACCUCAUGAGUCAGGGAUACUCUUACCAGGACAUCCAGAAAGCACUGAUGAUUGCACAGAACAAUAUCGAGAUGGCCAAGAAUAUCCUCCGCGAGUUCGUCUCCAUUCCCAACACCGCGCAUGUUCUUACAUAGCACACUCCUUGUGCCUCUCUCUCAUGUUUGCUCUCUCGCCCUAGCUUGGCCAAGCCUGGUUGGGUCUAGGUUGGCACAGCCCAGCUCCAAGCCCAAAGCCCAUUGCCUGCAGCACUGCCUCCGGUGCUGGCUGACGCCCUACGCCCCCUGUGGAUUUUUAACUGGCUGUUACUCCAGCGAUCUCACAGCAGCAUCUCUAGGACUGCGUGCCCUGCACUCCAUGCGCUUUUCAACAGUGUCUGGCCUCCUUUAAAACUGCUCCAGCAGGCCUCUUUGUCAAGGACAUUCGAGCGCGUGUGGAAACAAUGACGGGACGCCACGUGGCGCGAGACAUUUCAUAAGAAUCCUGAAGAAGACGGAUUCCUACCUUUUCAUGUUGAAGCCUCUUGCUGAAAAUGUAACCAACACCUCACAAAUAAAACUAAAAAUGUAUGUCUAUAUGAAAAUUUAAUAUAUGAGUAAAUAUAUAUUAAAUGUGUGUAAUAUAUACAGUACGUGCAUAUACAGUAAGUAAAAGAUUUCAUCUUUGAGGGUCGCUGUUGGUACAAGCGAUACGAGUAGACGGGGACCAGAUUAUGGGGGGGUUUGGCCCUUUUCUGGCAGACUGAGGUAUGUGAGAGUGUGGAGAAACACAUGCAAGGAGGAGGACAAGUCAUCCUCAGCAGGAUACGUCAGUCAGCAGCAGCUUAGUGAGCUUUUUCAUGAUGAUUCAGUCUGUUAUGGCCUUUGAUUAACAACGUUGCUUUGGUACUUUUUUUUUCUCUUUUUUUUUUUUUUUUUUUUAAACAAACAUGCUUGUUUUCUCGUGUUGUAUUUUCUCAAAGUAGCAUGACGAUGGUUUCAGGUCUGGACUGUUGUCUGGCAGUGUGUGUCCGUGUGUGUCCGUGUGUGUGUGUGUGUGUGAGCAUGCGUGUGUGUCUGCCAGACCCCUUUCUCCUCAUGACCUGCUCUUAAAACGACCCCCCUGCUCCUGUACAACAUGAAUGUGGAAUUCCAGUCAGUAUACUCUGUAAACGUACUACUGCUCUAACUCAUAUGGCGGGGCCUAGUGUAGCUGUAGAGCCUGGCGGUGAGAUUAUUAGAGGACGUACUAAUGUUGACGACCCUGCAGUACCAGACAGGCUAGUGUUGUGUGAAACGUGGUUGGUUGGCUGAUUUUGUUCUGUCUUCGUCUAACUUCACUGGUUGGCUGGUUUGGAUUCCUCUCUUCCAGCUCCAGUCCAGGGUGAAACAAAAAAAAAAAAAAAAAUGUCAUUGAUUUACUUUGGUAAUAUAUUAUUGUAAUAUGAUCAUAAAUAUUGUUAUUAUAAUUAA